GUUGUCUAGAGCCAGAAUUAAAUGGCUUUUCCGCGGGAUACGUUUGAGAUUUAAAACCAGUUAAACGUAGAAAAAUGUCUGGAAAGGAUGAUGCUCUCGGUGGACGGUUAUGUCUCAUGGAUGGAGGGAUCAUAAAGAGGUUUUCAACAGCAAAAUCCUGACAGAGCUGCAAGGAUGACAGCUGUCAGUUUAUCAGCACAACUUUGUCAACCAUGCGCAUAUGACAGCAGGUUCAAAGGUUUAUCUGAAGAAGCCGCUGAGGCCCAUUCACCUGAGCCCAGAGCAGGUAGCAUUAGACAUGCUGUGUCUCCGUAGCCAACUCAGCCUCCUUGUGAGAGCUCAGGUCCAUCUGGGGCAGUCAAAACUUGCCAUGAGUCCUGAGGGAUCGGAAACUUUUCAGAAUCAAGGUGCUGAGAUUGUAGAUCAGAUGAAGCAGUGCCUUGAACACUUGCCCAAACCUGCACCAUUGCUGGAGAACUUCACAGUGCAGGAUUGUCUCUCAUGUUCCCUCGAGUAGAAGUCUACAUAAUCCAUGGAAGUCCUGUGGAUAUGCUGGAGAGACCAGUAUUGGAUGGUGAUUUGCUGCUUCACUUGUAAACAGACAAAGAAAGAAAACACAUUAUGCUUUUUUGAUGAAAUCUGGCCAUGUUAUGUUUUAAGGACUUAUUGAUAUUCCAUUUAAAGGCUAUUUCCCUCACCUUGUGAGACUAAACCAACUGCUGAGGCUUAGUCAGCAACUAGACAAUGAUGUGAAGGACAUCAGAAGACACAAAUAUAUUGCCCAUCAGCUUGCUGUAGUAUAUGUGAGUUACAUUUUUUGCCACAAAUGAUUUCAUAAGCUUAUUCACAAACUUAGUGCUUGAUUUCACUUGGCCACUCGGUAAAUACAUUAAUAUUCAUUUAAUUGUUUAUUCUGUCAAAGAUCAGGUAAUUGCAUUCAGAUGAGUCACGUGUACUGCUAUUCCUUAUUUGCAUAUUUGGCUUGUUUUUCAGCAAGUGCUAACAGCUUCAAAGAUGUAUUGCCAUGUAUGUAUUGUCAGCUAUAAAGAAAGACAACGAAGCCAAUUUUAGGCAGAUAAAGAUGUCUUUAGUAGAAGAGGAAGGAUCCGAGCAAGAACCACAGUUACCAGUCCAGUAUGUCAGCUUGGUAUCACAAAUAACCCAGAGCCUAAUAUCAGCCAUCUCUUCACUUACAGAAGAGCUCACUGAGGAAAUCAGUCCAGUCCUGGCAUUUGUCUCUGAGUUGUCCUGACAGGAAACAAAUGGCAUGGUGCAGUAGAUAGGGAGGUAUAUAUAUGUAUGCUGUCAGUAAGUAAGAUAUUGCAAAAUAUUGCAAUCUUCAUUUUAUUCAGAAAAGUGAAGCAGACCAUAAUGAAUGCUGUAGUUUAUUCAGUAGUCAUGCUAAGUUCAAAGGUUUGCGUAUCCUUAGCACGAGAUAUGGUAGCCUAGUGGUUAAGCUGUUGGACUACUGAUCAGAAGUUCUGAUCAGAAUACUGAUCAUGAGUUUGAAUCCCAGCUCCACCAAGCUGACAAUGUUGGUCCCCUGAGCAAAGCCCUUAAUGCUCAGUUAUAUAAAGUGAAAUAUAAAAUUGUAAGUCACUCUGCAUAAGGUGUUUUCUAAAUGCAGUAAAUAUAAAUGCUCUUAAACCAGAUACACGUUCCUGCGUUCGAAUCAGGUCUGGAGUCCGAGGGGUUAAUGGCAGAAUUCUAACUAUUUUAAACAUGUUUUCUUUCACAUUUCUUUUAAAACAUUUUAGAUUUUUGUAGGUAAAUUGUAAAAAAAAAUAAAUGCUAAUUCUCUCCCACACACGUUUGCACUAAACAUAUCUGGACAAAACCUUUUAUUCUGUAAGAUACGAUUUCAUAUGAUUUCUUACUGAUUUCUGUAAGAUAUUAUUUUUUUUCUUACUACUGUUAAAACACUUUCUGUCUUUCCUUUUUAUUUUUUUUACCUCGCUGUUAUUACUGUCAA
Messenger RNA from Tachysurus fulvidraco (yellow catfish), 1972 nucleotides. RefSeq lists its product as uncharacterized. The transcript is spliced from 6 exons. The coding region runs from base 221 to 517 and encodes 98 amino acids. NCBI's taxonomy places the organism in Eukaryota, Metazoa, Chordata, Actinopteri, Siluriformes, Bagridae. The record is from RefSeq and is a predicted model, not a curated record.